UUCACCAUUUUUACAGGGCUUGGUUAUGCCGUGCACAAUUGAAGUAAUUUUGUUUCGUCCUGUUUUACAAGCACAGUGACAUGCUUGGAUAGUAGCCUUCAUUACUCUUCGCGAAGGUGAAAGCGGCCAUGCCUCAAGAACUUCAUGGCAUCAUCAGGAACUAAGCAGCCACCAUGAAAGGCCACCAGCUUGAGUGCAAGGUCUGCAGCCCUGGAUGCCUUAAGGCUACUCAACUGUGUUCCUUCAAGUCUUUCAGGAGAAAGGUCAUACCCCAUGUGGGAAAGUUUCCAGAGAUGAGUGCAAGUUGUACUGGCCCAUUGUAACGAAGUGUCCAAAAGCCCCGCAACCAUGGAGAGAGACCUGAGUACAUAUCAGGGCUCACUUGACUUGAAGCGAAAAGCUGAAGAGAAGCUCCUUUUGGAAGGGCCUACAGUGGUGCAGAAUAUCGACCCUUCUUACUACCGCAAAAAGUCGGCAGAGUCUGGCUUUGAGGAGGAAGAAUCGAGGCUAGACGAAGAGUUGAAGAAGGCAGCCAGCAAAUUGCCCAAGAAAAGGAAGUUUGACUUCGACUUCAGUGAUGCAGACCCUACCUUUGGUAGCAGAAACUGCAGCAGCACAGCAGAACCCGUGCCUGGUGUAGAUCUUCGUGACUGGAAAAGCCACCGAGUUUUAGUGCGGCUCAAUGACUUGUAUGUGCCGGCUGUGAUCAAGGAUGUUGCUAGUGACCGUGAUGUGGUUGUUCAACUGGACAGCAGUCAGCAUCAGUUGUUUCGUGUUCGCGAUGUAUUUGACACAGCACGUCUAGAUGUGAUCGGUGACCACAGUCCCUCGCCAGGCCAGGUGACAAUGGGUAUGCAGUUGUGUGUACGUGUGGAAGACAAUGUGUAUGCUGAAGGGAUUGUUGCAGAAAUCCGGUCGCGCCCUCCUGUUCAGUACUUUGUGCGCUUCAUCAAGAGGCCCAGUGGUGUGUCAUGUGAUGGCGUGUGGGUGACGCGUGCAGGCUUGCGACUUAGGCAACCUCCCUGGUGGGAGGACAUGGAACUUGCCUCUUCUGUGUCAUCGUCUCCCAUGUUUCAGCGAGAACCGGUGCCUCUCCUCACACCACACCUAGUUGAAUCCAACUUGGCAUCUCUUCCACCGCAGCAGCCCAUCAUUCAGCCACACAGUGUGUCGGUCAUCACAGAUGGCAUUCACAGGGUCAUGCCAGUGAAUCUGGCAAGCAACCUUGAGGUGGACAGAGCACUUGAUUCGGUGGGUGCACCAAGGGCUCGCAAACUUACCGUGGGCAGUUCUCCCACUGCCGUUGGUGAUGAGGAUUCUUCAGAUGAUGACCUUAAGACAGGUCGUAUUGAGUUUGAUCCCAAUCCCAGCCCAUCACGUCUUAGUUUCUGUCAGGAUAACCUUACUCCUCGCUCACGACUGGCUACGUCAUCUUCUGCAGAGUUGCGUGUGUUGACUCCACGUUCGCCUGCUGCGCAGCAGAAAUACAAGAAAGGAGACAUUGUAUCUACCCCCAACGGCAUAAGGAAAAAAUUCAAUGGCAAGCAAUGGCGACGUCUGUGCUCCAAGGAAGGGUGUACAAAGGAGUCGCAGCGACGUGGCUACUGCUCACGGCACCUCUCUCUCAAGGGCAAAUCUGGCACAGCCAUGCGCAAAGGCAGUGCACCGGCUGCGACAUCAUCAUCAACUCAGCAGCCACCAUUUCCCACUGGGGCAAUGCGUACAGGCACAGGGAGGGAGUGGGAGGAGUCAUCACGGGAAAGCAUCAGCGGUAGCCCUGGUGACAGGGCAAGCAGGGUACAAGGCCGUUUUGACUUGGAUGAGACGGAGGCUGCAAACAUGCUUGUUUCACUGGGAAACUCUCGGUCGGCCACACCGUCUUCUUCAGCAAGCCCACCGGGCAGACCUGAGCUCUUUGCACCCAUUCGACAUGCCGCUUGGCCCCCCGAUUCACAUUCUCCCGAGGGUGCCUUCCGGCCAACUACAGUGGUUGUGCACAGGCCGAGGGUGGUAAAGACCUCCGAGCCUGUCUCUGUGAUUCAGCACUCACUGCCUCCAGAAAAACUGAUUGGUGAGCCUCAGACAACUGCAGCCCAGAUGGUCUUACUCCAGCAGGCACUGCAGCAGGGUCGGAGCUCACUCAGUGAAGCACUGCCUACGUACAGUGCCAUACAGGUGGCACCACCAAAGGAUUUGCAUGCUGGCAUCAACGGUCAGGUGGCAGUGGUUUUACAGACACCACAGCAGCAACAGCAGCAUCCAAGUCCAGCCCACCUCUUGCCUGUCAUGCCUGUGGUAACCUCCAAUGGAGAGGCACAAAAAGGCGAACCUGCCUUGGAUGCAUCCGGAAGCGGCUGGAAUGAUGGCAAGCCCAUUCCUGUCUUCCCUUGGCACUCGCUGGUCCCAUUUCUGGGCACCCACCCUUCGCCACCCAGCAGUGCACCGCCCACUGUGACUACUGCCCCUGUGCCACCAGAUGGUACUCAGCAAUCCAGCAAUGUAAACGACCAGGAGGAAGGCGAUGACGACGUGUUCGACAGCACAGAUUCACCUACAGCAAUUGUUGUGCCAUCUGCCAAGCGGAGAACACAAUCGCUGGGUGCGCUCCCAAAAGAUGACCCAAAGAGCCCACGCAAGGUCAAGGAGAAAGAACACAUCAGGCGGCCAAUGAAUGCAUUCAUGAUCUUCAGCAAGCGUCAUCGAGCACUGGUGCACAAGCGACAUCCCAACCAGGACAACCGCACCGUCAGCAAGAUUUUGGGUGAAUGGUGGUAUGCGCUAAACCCAUCUGAGAAGCAGCAGUACCACGACCUUGCCUUCAAAGUGAAAGAGGCACACUUCAAGGCACACCCCGACUGGAAAUGGUGCAGCCGGGAUCGCAAGAAGUCCAGCUCUGGAUCCCAGUGCAAAGACACCAUGCGCAAGUGCCUCAGCACCUCGGACGACCUGGGCGCUCACUUGGCUUCUGGGGACAGCAGCGACCGCCAAGAGACUGAUAAUGCAAAAGAAGAGACCCCUGGCUCUAAAAAUGGAGAAAGCAGUGAUAAUCCUGCUGUUGCACUUCCCUGGACUGAAAAUACUUCGGAGUCUUCCAUAGGCAAUGUUGGCCCCGGAAACAAUGAAAAAGACGGAGAUGCAUCCAGUGAUGACGAACGGAUGAUAAUUUGUGAAGAUGAGGGCGAUGGCGAUCCAAUCAUUGACCUCCAAUGCAAAGAAAGGGUGGUCGAGAGUGAUUCAGAAGGGGGAACCUCUGACGCUUCACCCCGCCUUUCGCCUGUGGGAGCUGGGGCACCAUUGGCCGAGGGCACCCACAGGCCGACACCCAUCAUGAGGGAGCCCAUGUCCCUGUUGGAGGCUACGCCACUGGCCGCUCCUCGGCCUCUGGGCGCUGCGGCCACAGCAUUUCACCCGACAGGCGCUGUCUUCAAGGGUGUGCAGUCUCCAAGCAAACGCAACUUGGCACUAGAAGAGAGGCAUCGUGAAUCUGUUUCGCCAUUGCGACCGAUAGCAUCCAAGCCUCCCGCAGGCAUGGAGACCAUGCGGCAUGCACUGCUAGUUCCACCCACCUCCACAACGGGUGCGCAGUAUGCCAUUUUGAGCCCACCAUUGAGCCGGACUGAGGGUGGUGCUGACCUGGCAGGACUUGUGCUGCGGGGCCCAUCCUUCAGCGCUAGCCCACCCAAAGGGCCCAGCAACAUUCUGAGGCCCGUGCAGUUGCCUACUGCUGCCACACAAGUCCAGUACCUGCUUCCCUCCUUUACUGUCCAGCCUGGAUCUGUAGGGGUCAAAGGAGUGCUGCAGAUGGCCAUACCAUCUGGAAGUAUCCAACUUGGCACACCCAAUACAACUGUCGGCAAGGUCUUGGCAUCGCCACCAAUUGUGGUGUCAUCACCACAUAGCCCAUCACUACAAAGUGUCAUCGUGGACGCUGCUAGCACCUUGCAGCCCCCACAGAUACAACUGACUCCUGCUGAGCCGUCAUCCAUGCCUCGGAUGCAGGCAUCUCCGAGUGCCCAGUGCCUCAUUCUGCCUGAAAGGUGCAACAAUUCGCCAUCUGCUUCUCCUAAUCCUCCAAAGAUCCGUUGUGUCAUUCCAUCCAAAGAUGGUCGGGGCUCCCCAUUGGCUAUGCUAACCCCUCCCUCUGCUGCAACCGUGCCACUCAGCUUCAACAAAGCACUGGCUUCCUCUGGAGGCACUCCCCCCACCAGCUCGCCUCUUGCUUCUUCACCAGCACGAUCUCGUGUCUCACCAUUUUUCACUGGUGUCCUUUCCAUGAAGUCUGGGAACUUGACGCCUACCGAGCCAAAGCUAGAUUCAAGUCCCCGGUCACACCGUAGUUCUAAAGCUUUGGUUGCAUCACCCGCUACACCCGGUGCAGAAGCUCGAAUGCCCCCCAGUGACAACUUGACUGACGCAGACACCAAGGCACUCUGCAGGGGGCUUUCACCAGAAAGGUUGCUCAAGGCUGGCAAGACAAAGAAGCUUUUGGAGGCUGGUGAUGUGACGCAUACAUCCAGCCCUCGCGAAGGUCCUCCGACUGGUUCCAGCCUACUUCGACCCAGCUUGGAUGAGCAGCAGUGGCGGCUACCCCAGGUGCCACUUGAGCCGAUUUACUCUUCCUCUGCCUCAUCCUUGGUGGUUGAAGCAGCAGCUCCACAAGAAGGGAGCCCUAAGCAGCAGCCAUUUGUGCUUGCACCAACACCAGCUCAACUGGGCCGUGCACCGGGUCAACUGCACCAGCGCAAGAGCAGUGGUGCUGCAUCAUCCUCUCAGUCCUCUUCACCGUCCGAGCCAUCCUGCCUUACAGAUCUCAGUGACAACACUAGUCAGUUGCAGCCGCUGUGCCCACCAAUGGUGAGUGCCACGGCUGAGGAGGGCCGUGUCAACCGGGAAGACGGUGCUGCUCCCAGGGAAGACAGUGCCACACCAGCGAAAGAAAGUCAGUCGCAGCAGCAACAGCAGCAGCAGCAGCAGCAGCAGCAGCAACAGCAGCAGCAGCAGCAGCAGCAGCAGCAGCAGCAGCAGCAGCAGCAGCAGCAGCAGCAGCAGCAGCAGCAGCAGCAGCAGCAACAGCAACAGCAACAACAACAACAACAACAGCUGCAGCAGCAGCAGCAGCAGUCCGCAAAGGAACCUCUGCCACCACCACCUGUGGCCAGUGCGGGACCACCUGCCAAGGAGGCCAAGAAAUCGGUGCUCAAACGAACUGUCAACGAUGGAAUGGACAAGGUGUUGGAAGAAGUAAACUUCAAGGCCCAGUUUGCCAAGCUGCCUGAAUACAAGCCAGAGGAAUCGCCUUCUGGAGCGGCAUCUCUGCCCUCAUCGCCAUUUGUGCAGACCUACAGGAAGCGGCCAAAGCCCUCAGAUAUGGCCGAGGACAACGGUGAUCCGACUGGGUCCAAGUGUGCUUCUGGGUCGUCCCCAGUGGGCACACCCCGCACUCCCCAGACUGCAGGCCCAAAGCUGGAAGGCACCAAGUUUUUUGGACCCAGCUUCAGCCUUGACGUUCUGGCAGACACUCGAAAUGAUGCAUCGGAUGGUGAUGUAGGCUCUCCACGAACACCUAAGACACCAGCAGAAGGUGAGAAGAGUCAUUCAUCACUACGGCGUAUACUGGAGCAACGGCGCCAGCUUGUCAUGCAACUUUUCACCGAGGAAGGCUGGUUCCCUUCAGCGCAAGCUACGGCUGCCUUUCAGCAGCGGCAUCGGGACGUGUUCAGUAAUAAAAACACACUGCAGCUCAAGAUACGUGAGGUGCGUCAAAAGCUGAUGGCUCAAAACAACCAGGCCAACAUUGCCACUACGCCGAGUGCUCAUGACACUACCAUUGAAGCACCUCCAGCCAAGUCGGAACCACCAAACGCCCCAGAACCCCAGACCCCACGGACAGGGACAUGAAGGCCUCAGGGGACGCACACUAAGUUUGAAGAGGCUGCUGGGUGAUGGUGCGGGAUGAGAGAGGUGUCAGGCAGUCUGAUGCAAUGGGGCUCAAUUUUAUUUUUUCUGUUUUUAUUGCCCUGGCAGCAUGCGCUCUGCAAACCAAAAGCAGCUGUGGAGUCGCAUGCUGACGAUGCAGUUCUUAUUUUUACUGGUUUUUAAUUGAGUUCCAAGAGGUAUUGCCACUGCGAGCGAGUUGUGUAGAGGCAGGUUUUUAUGAAUCCCUGCUACAGCCCCAGCGCCACUUUUAUUGUUUGUCUCUGAUGUUGUUUGAAGGCUUGUUUAGCACCCUGCAUUAAAUUCUCAGAUCUGCAGCGAAGUGGCUAGAUUGUCAUGCACCUCGUGCAGGCUGUCAAUGCGGUCUGUGUUUUAGAAUGAGCUUUUUGGCUUGUGGUGUCAAGACUCUCUGCAGGUGGACAUUGUUGUUAAAUAGUGUACAUGGGGUCAUUGCAGUAUAUUGACCUUCCAUGAAUGCCUGUGUUGGCAUGUGUCUUGUGUUCGGUUGCACGCAUAUAGUUGUGUUGCACCUGUGAUGUGUACAAGACUGCAUUCUUUGGUGGUUCUCAAGGUUUGUGUCACACUAAUCUGAAGGAUCUGAACAGCCCUGUUGCAUAGCACGCAGUUUAGGCCUCCAGUUGUUUAAAACAUAGGCAGGUUCAACUACACUGUGUUCAUGUAAUGUACGCACAUGAUAGCUUUCAUUGUUUUUUUUUUUUUUUUGCUUUUUUCACUCCUGCAUUACCAAUUUAAACAUGUGGUUUACCUUGAGAACUUGGACUGUGUGUUGUUGCUAGUAUUUGGACAAUGCAGGGCAGUGCUGUCUCUUGCUGUUGACCAUUGAAUGUGUAAGCAGCGCCUCUUUCGCAGAUAAACCAUGCAUUCGAAAGCCACUUUUUGUCAUUAAUUGCUCAAUGCUGCAGUAAGGUAUGCAUCAUUCGGCAACUAUUGAGCCUAGUGUAUAUAUGUGGACUAGAUAUAAAUACCUUCAUUUGCUGCUUUCAUCUAGACAUGCAAUGUGAAAAAAUCUAAUUAUCACUCAGUCAAAUGACGUAAUUUAGCAUCAACUUUUGAACAUGCAGGUUUUGUUUUGUGCUGCACAAAAAUCAUUGCUGAGGUGAUAUUAUGUUUUGGUGUCGCGUGUGGCAUGAGCAGCAAGUACAGAUGGCAUAAGCAAGGUAUAGUACUGUCUUGCGAAUAUUGGUCCUUUCUGAAGAGCUGGACUUCCACCAAAACGGCUGUAGGCUAUCUGUUGAGGCGAAUAUGCUGCAAGAAUUGGUCAGUGCAAAAUUGGGUCGGUUGCACUUCUCUAGAAGUUUUAUAUUUUUGUAAUUAGCAGAAUGGUUGCUGCUUGAAGAGCCACCUUGGAAAGGAUGUGUCAUGUCAUGGAAAGUUUGUUGUGUUCACUUUAUUUGAUGAUAUAUUUUCAGUGCUCAGAGUUCUGGGCCUUGUAUAAAAGCUGACUUUUGUGAGAACUCGUUGUGAAAUGAUUGAUGAAAUGAUGAUGUCGUUGUGUAAUGAUUUGUCUUUUCUUUCUUUUUUCUGCCAUUCUUGAUGAAGAUGCAUGGAGCUGUUGGUGUAUGUUUGGUGUGCCUCCCACAAGGACGUCGAUGUGAGAAUGCAGCACAUACUUUUUGUGUUCAUAACAUAAUGGCACAUGCAUGGUUUGUUUCUGUGUAUUGUAUCCCCCAUUGCUUGUUUGUAUCAUUUUGUUAUACUUUUGUGCAUAGCACUGUCGUUUCAUUUUACAUGUGAAAUAUGUACUGCAUUACUUUUGUUGUUGCAUGCCGGCAUUUCGCAUAAUGCGGCCCGCCUUCUUUUUUUUUUUCUUCAUUGUAUCAUUUAUCUUGCAUGCUGUGCUCUGUUGUUAUGCUUUUUUGUUGCUUCGUCAUUGCUUACUCCUUACAAUCUGUCCCAGAUUCUUGCUCAAAGCAGACAUACAUUAUAGGCAAUUUUUAUUACUAUUUUUUUUACUGCUCAGUAGUUAGAGCUGUCACUAAGCAGUGGUUCAAUGACAGCGAGGUCAGUUAGAGUAAGCCCUGUUAAAUUGAAAUGGCAUGUCUCAGUACAUUGGCCAAGUUUGAAUGAUGGCAUAGUGCUGGUCAGCUCCCAUAGGUACCAUCUAUUUUUCACACCUGAUCUUGAAACUUCUUCCUUGCUGACCAAAAAAACGCCCCUACCAGCGGUAUCCUUAGCGUUGAGCUAACUUGAACUCUUAAAACACAGCAUAUGUCACUUAAAAAACACACAAGUUGCUGCAUUAGCAGUGACUUUUUUAUUAGUGUUGUUGAUGUCCUUCCGUUACUUUAUUUCUUGGCAACUGAUGGGAAGCAAAGAAGGAAAAACAGGUGGCAGUUUACCAAAGCUGUUAGUAAUAUCCCAUCUCCUGGUGAAAGAAGAUGCCAAUUUUUGAGUCCCUUUUGACCGGCACUUCUUUUGAAGAUUUAGUUAAUAUUGACAGUGGAAUGGAAGGCUAUGGUUAUGCGAUGAAUUAUUAUUUUUAGUCUACUAACGAUGACAUGACUGCAUGCUUGCACACCAUGUACAGGGUACUUGAUAAGUGCUUCUGAGCACAGCGAAAGCUAAUGCCACAGAAGUGCUGCUGCGCAAGGCCAUUGCCACAAGGCCAUUUAAAUAAAUAAGCAUACUGUGGGGCAUGACAUGUCAGGCAUCAUUAACUGAAUACAGAAGCUUCAUAAUCCUGGUUACUUAAAGCUUGAAAUUGGCAAUGUGUAGCCGGUGCACUGAAAUUUUGCUUACCUAAAAAAAUAACUUCAUUUAUCUCCAAAUUUCUUGAAGGAUUUUACCACUUUGGGCUAAAUAGAGUUUUCUGUACAGCGGUAGUAUGAAUGAAUUCAGUUUGAGCCAAAGCAGAACAUGCCAUAAGAGGCAAGACAAUCAAAAUGCAAAUUGUUGUGGAGUUCAGUGAUUGUAAGCCAUUUGGCUAGCAAAUAAAUGAUUGCCUGCCAGAAAAAGCGGGACACAUCAAAAACUGAAGGAUUGUAAGGUUGUGCACUUCCAUUUUGUAUCUUGUAGUGCAGAAAGGCCACCCAAUACAAUAUCUGAGUUGUUUAGAUUUUAUAAAAUACAUUGAAGUGAGAAUGCUUAGCUCAUCACUAUGUGCAGGUGUCUUUGGGGGGAAAAUUGGAAAAAGUAAGGCUUCCAGCAUUACACUGGAUUAGAGCAUGUACCUUGCCUCUUCACUGCUAAUCGUCAUAGGCUGUGUAGUUAGUGCAGUUCAGAAGUAGAUGCACAUCUGGCUUUCUACAUAUGGCACCCCAUUGGACACCCAGGAGGGUGCGUUAAGGCUGCUUUGGUUAGUGACAUAUGGCUUGAUUCGUGCUUCAGAGGUUUCCUAGAAAGUUUCUCAUGGAAUAACAAAUUUUGCAUGGCUAUUGACGUUGUGAUUGGGAUCUGAAAGAAACUUCUUUUGCAUUUUUCUUAAAGCUUUUUCAAAUCAACACAUGCUUUUUAGCAUUUCACAUUGCUUUAGCUCCUCUCGAGAGCAUUAAAAGUAAGUAUAUUUUACUGAUUGUUUUAAAGGUGCUUUAAUAUAUUGAAUUGGUUUUAUUUGGACACUGCAUCUUUUAGUACAGAUUCGACCUGAUUUGGCUUGGUUUUGCCUUAUUUAGUCCCUGUAGAGUACUGGACUCGUGUGGCAUGGUUCUGACGUCCAGAAGAAAGCCAACAAGUGCCUCAUAUUUAUUGUUUUAAUCUGCCUUCGUAAUAUUUGCCUCAGUUUUAAACCAUUAAUUCUAAUUAUUCAUUACGUUAAUAGUUUUACAGGAUAAUGAUUUAUUACCAAGUAAAAUGUACUGCAGUUGUGUACGCUUAUUCUUGCAUUGUUCCUUGCAGUAGUGGCUCAAUUGCUUCCAGCCACUGAGUCUCCCCAGUGAUUCGAGCCGGAGUGGUGGAACUGCUCUAUUGGUCUGUAUAAAUGUCUGUAUUGCAAAAAAGAAAGAAAGGACAAGUAGUUUAACCUUGAUAUUAAAGUCCCCUGGAAGUGGUGAAUUGCCUUUCUGCGAGUUGCCAAAAUUCGACCUCUUUCAGUAAGAGUGCAUAGAUUGAUGUUCGCAUAAGGCUGUGUUGGUGCUGAGCACUUUUUUGUUCCAGACCAUUUGUCAGUUCUUCAGAUAAUAUUCUUUACUCGCUUCCUUGGAGCCAACACAUUUGUCUUAAUGUGGCAACAUUGUGUCAGUGAAAAACCAUGAACCUUCAUAACUGUUUUUAAAUACUGCAGUUAACCCUGUGCACCCUGCCAGGUUUGCCUACUAUCAUGCACAUGAGGCUGCCUUCAUUGUGAAAGCACAUUUAAAAAUAAGUUAGACAAUCUUCAUGCAUUCUAAUUUUCUUUGCACAGUAUGGUGCACUGCACCGCUUAUCUAAGGAGGAUGGUGUUACCCUGCAACAUACCUUUUAUUUUGUAUGGCUGGGUAGCCUGCACAUGCCUGAGAAUGCAUUGCUUGGACAGUCAACAGGCAGGGUAAGACCUGCUGUGCUUAGGCUUGGGGUGGUGUCAUGUUGAUGCAUGAUUGGUUUAUUGACACCGAUAAAAGUUCCUGCAUGGUUACAAAGUAGUGUGCAAUACCUGCAAUUUCUUGCUUGUUACUGAAGAUAAAAUGCCUGCCUCCAUAUAAAAGUUUAACUUGUAACAGACUUGUAUCUCUGCUGUUUAUAAAGUUUUUUUGAUACCCAUACGGUUUGCAACUAUGAAGUCCCAUAUUCUUGUUUGCUGUCUUGCUAUGGGAACCAAUACUGCAUGACAUCUGCAUUGUAUGGAUUGUCAGCACAAAAAGAUAUUGAAAAAUGUAGUGUAUGUGAAUCCACCGCUGGGCAUUGCAUUGUACAGUCGUCAAGGAAAUGUGAAAGAAAUUGCUUGUCACAGGGAUGAGAGGCACUCUUCCACCCACACAUAUAUAGGUAUGACCGAUCACAAAAGCUGAGCAUGUGUACUAAGCCUGCUCACAUUGUUGCACAUAUUUUCUCUCGUUUGCUGACAUACAUUCUGCCAAGGUGAGCAUAUAUGGCUGUUGCUUAUGGAUUGCGAAAUUGUUGGUAAUAAACAUGAGGCUACACCCUGUUUUAUGCCACACCUGUUGCAUUUUCCAGCAUUUGCUAUUGUGUGUGCAUCAACCCUGUGUAAUUACACCCUCCUCUUCACAUUAAAAACUGCAGCCGGAUUUACAGGUUUUCAUUAUAAGGACUCUAUUGCUGACCAGUCCAGUUGCUGCUCUCAUUUCUCAAUCGUAAUUGGCUGGAAUUCUAUGUUACGACUGUUUUUUCCCCUCUACCAACAGCUGCAUGAAUGCAGGCCCUGGUAUUGUUUUUACAGUGUGCCGCUUGCCUGGACAUGCCUUGAGUGCAAUUAUGAAAGAAAUGCUUGUUUUCGUGCCAUACAAGAGGUUAGCGCCACUACUGAUGGGCAACCAGUUUAAUGUUUUCAACACACUGUUCAUGCACACAAAUGCUGCUAUGGUUGUGUCAUCCUGUAAAGUAGAGUGCAAGUUUUGUAGUUACAUACUAGCAAGAGAAAUUUUUCAUUGGAAAAACUUAAAGGUGGGCAGCCAGAGAGAAAAAUCGGAAAUGUUUAUAGGAAAGAAGCUGCAUCCAUAAAAAAUAGCGUUUCCGAUCACUUGCCUCACCUGCUGGCAACUUCAGGUACAGUGUAUGUCACAAUUACAGAGAUUGGUUAAUACUCAUACCAGCAAUUGUCACAUUUCUAGUUGGACAGGCGAGCAUUCUCAACAGAUGUCUGCGUGCCUGCGAUGCUGGAUCACUCUACCAAAUUUGUCUGCUUACAGCCCAGUUAACCCAUAGUUUUCCAUGUUUUCUGUGCAAUUUGUACACAAAUGUUCAGGAUCGCACACAGAUGAUGCAGAAAGCAUGCAAAACUAGUGGUCUGCAUGUGGAAAGUUUCGUUUCGGCAGCGACAUUUGUGCAGCAACACCUGCUAUGCAGAACAUCAUUAGCUUCCUGUUAAAUGUGACAUUCACUGUGCCACUCGGCUUUCCAUCAUGUCAUCAUGCAGGACGGUUGUGUAAGGACUAAACUUAGAGCACUAACUUUUCCAAUUUUGUUGUGCAUACAGUUGUGGCAUUCACGCUAUAGUUAGGUGCCGAGGCCUCCUUUAUUUUUCCUAGCUUCUCUUACUUUUGCAACUAUCUCUAUUACUGUUGCAGCUACCUUUACAUGUAUUUUCAUUCGCAGUCUUCUGCUACAUGUGCAAGAAUGCAGUCUGCACUUGAAAGCCUGGAGUUAUAUAGUGUGCGCUAUGUGUAUGUUUGUGUGUACCAUGCCGUUGUACCUAGCACCAAGACACUUGUGCACACUAUUACACUUACCUGUAGCUACCUACCAUGGAGAGAUGCACCAACUCAUAUUUUUAAGACAAGGCGGUGUUUUUAAGACAUUUUAAACAUUUUGCUGUGUAUAUAUCGACAAUACAUAAUUUUUUUCAACUAAGCUAGUUGUUGCUCGGGGCCACUAGGACUCCUUGCAGAAAGUGGUUGAUGGUGAGAAGGAAAUACAAGAAAAAUUUUGUUUUUCUCCCCAAAUUUUUUUUUUCUUGGCUGUUUGCACUGUGGAAGUUGUUGGUCGAGAAUUUUGCUUCGAUGAAGCUUUAUAGCAGGAGGCCCACCGAGGCAAAUCAUGUGGUUGCUGCGGCCUGCUGUGUACACUGUCGUGUCAUCAGUUGUGUAAUGCUUGCGGAUAUUCUCUUGUUCCUUUUGCUUUCCUAAUGAAGCCAGGCUGUUGUUGGAAGCUUGAGCCUGUUUGCAAGUGGAUUUCUACAUCAAUAUUAAUUUGUUCCUGCAAAGGCUAUAUUCAUGAAAACGUAACAAUUUCACAAGUAAGCAAAAGGCAACUAAAACUGCCAUUUGUGAAUUUCCCGAGAGGUAUUUCAUUGCCCGAACACCAGAUGCAAACUCGCAUUUGCAGUUGAAAAGUGGUAGCAAAUUAAGCAAAAGAAAAUCUGUAAGAAACAAAGUCCUUUCUGAUUGACACAGCUGUAUAAACCAGUCAACCUAUGAUACAGGUUCAGUGGCCAAGCACGAGAUCGUGGGUUUGACUCCCAGCUUGAUUUUAAUAAAGGCUAAAUGCAAAAUCUUGUGCUUGGUGAGUAUUUGGGAAACAUUAAAAUGCUUUCAAGGUUAAUCUGGAGUCAUCCGAUGUGGCACCAUGGUCGCUGUUUCGGUGUGUUAGACCCCCAUUACUCAAUCAGUCAGCUGUACUAUAAAUCUAUUGGUCUUCAAGUUGAACCCUAACUCUGCACCCUCUAGUGGUCUUAUAUUUCUAGAAUGUUUGUCAAGUGGUGGUUGGUUUAAAUUUUAUGCAGGAUGUUGAAUGUCAUGCACCUAAGCAGGGGUCCUGUAAAAACCUUUGCCUUCCUAUGACAAGAAACUGUAGGCUUGACUGUACAAAAGAAACCCUCUUGCAAACAGGCUUUGGUGUUUCUGAUGAAAUGAAGAAAUAGCAGGUAGGAUUGGGUGUGCACAAUUGAAACCACUGAUAAAAAAGACAAAGAAGAGGUCACGUCUUGCAAGUGCCAAUUCUGUUCAAUACUUGUUCUGUUUUCCCAUGGCAUCAAACUUGAAGUAACAAUCAAGUCUGGAGAUGUAAAUAGAUACAAUGGUUAAAUGUAUGUUUAAAAAACCCUCUCCAUCUGAAGGGGCCAAUAAGGAAAUUGUUUUGCAAUCCCAUACGAAGUGCAUAUUUGCUGGCGUUGAUAUUGCUGUUCGUGCAUUCUUUUUUACUUGUCAUAUUUUUUUCUUGUUGCUUCAUGUUGUUCACGUUGUGUAUGGUGCAGUUAUGUUUAGCAGUGAAAAAAAGUGUUGAUAUGGCAGAUCUGUUUUAUUCAUCUUUCCUGUUUGAGCUCUCAAAAUCAGCAUUUUGGAAUUGUUUAUUGCUCUCUCUUUAUUUUUUUUUCUGUGAUACUUUCUCCAAUACAGAUCUUAAAUGCAAAGAAGGGGUAUUACAUGUGUGAGUCAUAUUGCCUUUCCAUUUAUUUCGCUACUUGUAGCAUCAUAUUUUAUAGCUUAAUCCAUUCAGCUUAAGGAAAGAAACUCAUGACAAUUGAUAUGUACAGUGCAUGUAAGUAUGAAUAAAUUACCCUUCAGUGCAUUGUUAA
Molecule: messenger RNA, 14059 nt
Organism: Dermacentor andersoni
Lineage: Eukaryota; Metazoa; Arthropoda; Arachnida; Ixodida; Ixodidae
Product: protein capicua homolog
Biological process (GO): regulation of transcription by RNA polymerase II
Cellular component (GO): nucleus
Molecular function (GO): RNA polymerase II transcription regulatory region sequence-specific DNA binding; DNA-binding transcription factor activity, RNA polymerase II-specific
Source: RefSeq, a predicted model, not a curated record